GUAUGGCUCAUGGUUAAACAUAGUCUCACCCACGCGAAUCACGCGCCGGCACAGUCGCCCCAAGACUGCCCAGUUCCAUCUACUUUCUCAACGCCUUUACACGCACCAGAACAUAAAAGAUGAGUCGUGUGGGAAGAGGAAGACGCACUCGCGUCUAUGAUUGCAAUUACAAUAAAGGAGAAAGCUACUACCGUCCAGUGCUAGAUCGACUUGAUGGUAAAGUGCCACUAGCAAGGGAACCUGAUAAAGACAAAAUUAGAACAGAUGUAGAGAAUCGUAUUCGCAGUGCUCUUGAUGAUGUCGAAACUCCGACUGACGACUUUUUUGAUUCAAGAGGUGCUCGCGCUACUAGAGAAAGACCUCUCGCUUCUGCCUUCGAAGAGGACGACUUGACUGACGAUAUCACUGAGUCAUUGAAACGCUUACGCGCCAGCAAAAAGACUUCAAGAUUCACUGAAGAUAUUGACUUCGAGAACAGUGUCGCUGGUAUUGAGAAUCGAAUGAAAAUUUCUGAUAAAAUCCUAGAAAGCGUGGGAAUUGGCAGGAGUGAAGUCAGUAAUGCACGACGGGCUUUAAAAGAGAACGAAGAACGUACAGAAAAGCGCAUAGCACGUCGACUAAACGACGAGAACUCACUUACAAAAUGGUCUGCGAUAAAGGAGUUCGAUGACGAAAGCGCUGCUGUUCAGCGGGCGAAAGCUACGAGAGCUCGUCUCUCAGACUUAGAAGAUGAGAUGACAGAGUUGACUGAAAGAACUGCAGCAAGAGAGAAACGUGCAGCAAGACUCAGAGCUCUUGUAGCUGACACCGACGUUUCUGACACAACCGUUGCCUCUACGAAGAUAAGCGUCCGCGCUGAAAAAGAAAAAAAGCAAGUCACUUUCUAAAGACAACCAAUACGUCUUUUAAACGUCCUAAACUCUUAUCAAAUGGAGCAAGUUUUGGACAUAGAUAAAUAUGCUAGACUGUGUAUUCCUUAACAUUUGAAAAUGUAACACGUUCUAGUCGGUAUUUCUCUUUUAUAUUUCUUUCUUAGAACAAAGCUUUGUAUUGCCCUUGUUUUAUUUAAGUCUUUAAUAAAUAAAAGUUAUAAAAAAGCUAAUCGUAUCUAUUCUAAUAAUAAUCUCUGGCAAGCUUUGACAAAAACUAAUUUCAUUUUAAUUUUAAGAGAUACUGGGAAAUCACCUCGCUAUACAAGAUUUCAGUAUUAAAUAUUGCUUUAAGUUUCUAUGAGUUACGACCUAUCUAAUAUAUCUACAUAGCUUAAGGGACUUAAAUAUAUGUAACUACGUACUUUAUAAUUGCAGAAAAAUCGCAGUUUACUUAAAAUUGGACCUCAACAUUUUACUAAACUAACUAUAGUUCAUAUAAACUAUUGCACCGAUAUAUAAUGAAUAUUAAGAUGUGAAAUAAAUACAAUAUUAUACAUAUUAUUACACAGAAAUAAAUUAUACAUUUCAAAUUGUUAUAUCGUAUAAUUUAUUCGCUUUUAGUUGAUUAUUUUAUAUUAAUUUUAGGCUUCUCUGUAUUAAUAAUAUUUACUUACAAUCGCGAUUGAUGGUUUGAGGUUCAUAAGUAGAUAAUAUAAACAAUGAAAAAAAUAUUAUUAAAAAAUAAAAAAUAAAA
Molecule: messenger RNA, 1626 nt
Organism: Melitaea cinxia (Glanville fritillary)
Lineage: Eukaryota; Metazoa; Arthropoda; Insecta; Lepidoptera; Nymphalidae
Exons: 3
Coding region: 120-887 (255 amino acids)
Source: RefSeq, a predicted model, not a curated record